AUGCGGGCCUCCAGCAGAGGCCGCACCGUGCCACCCAUCUAUCAGUGUCAGGGCAACUACCGUUCUGUGCGGUACGAUACGCAACAGAUGAAGGUUUUCCGACCAUUAUUGGUCACUGUGGUAGUUUUGGUGUGUGGUUUACAGGCGGCAGACGACAAGGAUUGGUACCAGCAUGCCACGUUCUAUCAGAUCUACCCACGCUCGUUUCAAGAUAGUAACGGCGAUGGUAUAGGAGAUCUCAAGGGCAUCACCUCGAGGAUGGCGUAUCUCGCCGGUCUGGGUAUCGAUGCGACCUGGCUCAGCCCCCCGUUCGUGUCACCGUUGGCCGAUUUUGGGUACGAUGUGGCCGAUUUCUACAACAUCCAGCCCGAGUACGGUACGAAGGCGGAUAUGGAGGAGUUGAUCGCCGAGGCGCACCGUCACGGUAUCAAGCUGAUGUUGGACUUUAUACCGAAUCACAGCAGCGAUGAGCACGAUUGGUUCGUACAGUCGGCCACCGGGAAUGCCAAGUACCGUGACUACUACAUCUGGCGCCCGGGAAAGGUGAACGGUGUGACGGGGGCGCUAGAACCUCCGAACAACUGGAUAUCGGUGUUUGGUGGACCGGCCUGGACGUACGAUGCGCGUCGCGGUGAGUUCUACCUGCAUCAGUUCACGAAGAAGCAGGCCGAUCUUAACUACCGCAAUCCGGCCGUGGUGCAGGAGAUGACGGACAUGCUGACGUUCUGGUUGGAGAAGGGUGUCGACGGGUUCCGGCUCGAUGCAAUCAAUCAUAUGUUUGAGGAUCCCCAGCUAAGGGAUGAGCCGCCCGGUUGGGGAGCUUCCGGGACGUACGACGAGCUGGAUCAUAUCUACACGAAAGAUAACCCAGACACGUACGGUGUCGUUUACAGCUGGCGGGAGCUGUGUGAAGACUACGGGCGAAGGUUCGAUAAAACGAUCAUUAUUAUGACCGAGGCGUACGCUUCAAUCGAGAACACGAUGUUGUACUACGAAGAUGCGACCGGUACGCGGCAGGGUGCACAUAUGCCCUUCAACUUCCAGCUGAUCUACGACUUCCGAAACGAUCAGAACGCGAUCGGAUUGAAACAGUCGAUCGACUUCUGGAUCAACCAUAUGCCGGCCCGUCAUACACCGAGCUGGGUGGCGGGAUCGCACGAUCACUCUCGAGUGGCUACACGAGUUGGAUUGGUGCAUGUUGAUCAGGUGCUAACGCUACUGCACACGCUACCGGGCACAAGCAUCACGUACUACGGCGAAGAGAUCGGUAUGUUUGAUUUUAAGGAAGCUGAAACGUACGAUAAUCGCGACCCAAAUCGUACACCGAUGCAGUGGGACAAUACGAUAUCGGCUGGGUUCAGCACGAACCGUACCACCUGGUUACGACUCCAUCCCGACUAUCCGACGCGCAACGUCAUGAUGCAGGAGGCAGCGGAGAAGAGUACGCUGAAACAUUUCCGCACGCUUACGGCACUCAGGCGCCAUCCUUCGCUCGUGCACGGUGAGUUUGUGCAUCGCACGGUUGGGGCGGAUGUGUACGCAUUUAGCCGAGAGCUUCACGGGGAGGAUACACUACUCACCGUGCUCAACAUGGCCGCCAGUAACCGUACGGUCGAUUUGGGAGACUUUGUGAACCUGCCUCACCGGAUGAAGGUGGAAAUAGCACAGCCGGACUCGAACUACAAAGCAGGGGAUGAAAUUGAUAUUCACCAAGUGACCCUGCUGAAGCACGAUUCUGUCGUACUGAGAGCGGUUGUUUCGGGAGCAGCUGGUAUUAAGCUAUCGCUGAUUGUUAUGCUGUUGGCAGCUGUUAAACACUUGUUUUAG
Molecule: messenger RNA, 1827 nt
Organism: Anopheles moucheti
Lineage: Eukaryota; Metazoa; Arthropoda; Insecta; Diptera; Culicidae
Product: alpha-glucosidase-like
Biological process (GO): carbohydrate metabolic process
Source: RefSeq, a predicted model, not a curated record